ACCAAUUUUAGUUUUUUACGUUCAAGCGUAUGUCACAAAUAGAUAUCCCCAAAAUCCUCUUUCGUCACUCUUCGCGACCAAUUUGGGAUCAAAUUUGACAAAUUAGGGCACGAAAUCAAUCGAUUUCAUCAAUUCGAAUGCGAUUCAUCUCCCAAUUUCUCACCAAUAACAUAUUCAGAGGCUCAAUUUCUUUUUCUCAUAGUUCAAGUUAGCUGUUUUUAGGGUUUGGUUUCGGUGUUCGUAAGUACGCAUGAAAGGUCCGUUAGAUCGGACAAAAGUCGUGCUGCGGCACUUGCCGCACACGAUUUCGGAGUCGGUGAUCAUGGAGCAGAUUGAUGCUCGGUUUGCCGGUCGAUAUAACUGGUUCUGUUUCCGUUCUGGAAAGAAUAGCACAAAGCGUCAAUUAUAUUCCAGAGCCUAUAUUGACUUUAAGCGGCCGGAUGAUGUCAUUGAGUUUGCAGAGUUCUUCGAUGGGCAUGUUUUCGUUAACGAGAAGGGUACCCAAUUUAAAACAAUUGUUGAAUAUGCACCUUCACAGCGUGUUCCCAAGCAAUGGUCUAAAAAAGACGGACGUGAAGGGACAAUAGGGAAAGAUCCCGAGUAUCUUGAAUUCCUUGAGUUUAUUUCAAAGCCUGUGGAGAAUCUUCCCAGUGCAGAGAUACAAUUGGAAAAAAAGGAAGCUGAGCGAGCUGGUGCUGCUAAAGAAGCUCCUAUAGUCACACCGUUAAUGGAUUUUGUUAGGCAGAAACGAGCUGCCAAGGGUGUAUCCCGGCGGUCAUUGCUUAACGGGAAGUUAAUGAGAAGGGCUGGUGCAUCAUCGUCAAAUUCAAGUUCUGUUGUAGUGAAACAUGGUUCUGAAAAGAGGACGACUUCUACCAUGUAUGUCCUAAAGGAUAGUGGAAAGAGCAGAAACAGUAAAGAGAAGUCAACUUAUGUCAAAAAAGACGAUCGUCAAGUUUCUGAUAAAUCUGGAAGUGUAGUACUGGAGGAAGAAAAAAGUGCAUCUGGAGCCCCUGAUACUGGAAAGAAGAAAAUUCUACUUUUAAAGGGAAAAGAAAAGGAAAUUCUCCAGGUGGUCACAGACUUGACGCCUCAGCAGAACUCACCACCAGCUAAACCUGCGUAUGCAUCUGGUGCUGCUAGACAGAAUCAACGACAUGAGGCUAGUGGAAGGAUUAUUCGAAGUAUACUCGUUAACAAGGAUGCAAGGCAAAAUCAGUCUGAACCGAAUCAGAGUUUAAAUCAGGAAAAGGACCGAAGACCACCUAGGGCACCGCUAAACGAUGAUAAGGUCCAUGGGCAUGAUUUGCAUAAGGAUAAGCUAUCUAGGAAUAACAGAGACAAACCGGAUCGUGGUGUUUGGACUCCCCUGCGCCGUUCUGACGGUAGUGAUGAGUCGUUGUCCUCUUCUGCUUCUCGGUCCACGCAAGUGGGAUCAGAUUCCGCAGAAGGAACUUGUGGUGAAGCCAAGUAUGAUGUGUCAAAUGAACGUGGUGUGGAACUUAAACCCGUUGGAACUGGACGCGGUGCUCAUUUCUUUUCUGAUAAUGGUACCCAUAAACACAGUGGUCGCCGUGCAUCCACUAAUAAUGCUAAGGAUGCAGAUGGCUCUUCGAAUGUGAACGACGGAAAACCUUCAAAAAGAGGUGUUUCUGCUGGCUAUGGUUCCCACGAGAAGCGCGUAUGGGUCCAAAAGCCAAGUUCUGGUUCUUAGGUGUGUCAAUAGGAGUGAAUAGACAGACUCCUAUUGUUGCAGUAAUGAAGUAUAAACCUGCUCGUAUCCGGGAAAGUAUUCUUUUAACGAUAUCAUGAUCAAUGCAAAACAUGGCGAAGUGAAGAAAGAAAGGAUUUCUGAGACCGAGAAUGGACGGGGUUUAAAGAAACUUUACCCAACAUACGACAGGAGAACCAAAAGGCUUUUUUUCCUUGUUAAACAAAAGAAGUAACCCGUAGAAUGAAUACCAGGUCGAGUGUCCCUUUGAAUCGGGAGUGUGCUUGCCCUGUCGAGCUGUCGAUUAUAGGUGGAUUUUACCCUUAUACCCUUUUAAGGUGGUUUGACUUGACUGUAUAUACUUGUGAAUCAGAAUGUUUAUGGUGUGUUUGUCUCGUGAUGAUACCAUAAGUUCUACGGGGUUGGGAGUUACAUAACCAUCUUAUGUAUUAAAUUUAAAGCAAAAUGUGCAAGCAUUAUACGUUUUUUUUGUGGUUAUUUACUUAAAAGUUGGUUAUUUAUUUAA
Molecule: messenger RNA, 2237 nt
Organism: Helianthus annuus (common sunflower)
Lineage: Eukaryota; Viridiplantae; Streptophyta; Magnoliopsida; Asterales; Asteraceae
Product: regulator of nonsense transcripts UPF3
Exons: 13
Coding region: 251-1714 (487 amino acids)
Biological process (GO): nuclear-transcribed mRNA catabolic process, nonsense-mediated decay; positive regulation of translation
Cellular component (GO): cytoplasm; nucleolus
Molecular function (GO): mRNA binding
Source: RefSeq, a predicted model, not a curated record